AUGGCACUUUCCCUUGCUGCUGCUUCUUCUUCUUCCUCACCUCCCACUACUCGAUAUGAUGUUUUUAUCAGUUUCAGAGGCGAGGACACGCGUAAUGGCUAUACCAGCCAUCUUCAUGCUGCUCUCCUCAGAAACCAGAUCCACACGUUCAUAGAUUAUAGAAUCCCCAAAGGAGGUGUCGUCUGGAACGAACUUGUUGAAGCCAUCAGAGAUUCAAAGUUGUUUGUUGUUAUCUUAUCCGAAAACUAUGCUUCCUCUAGCUGGUGCUUAAGAGAGCUGGUUGAGAUCAUGGAGUGCAAGAAAAAGAAUGAACAAGUUAUUGUGAUUCCAGUGUUCUAUAAAAUAGAGCCCACACAUAUUCGCAAGCAGAGUGGAAGUUACCGCAGAGCCUUUGAUGAGCAUGAGAGAUCCUCCAACCGUAAACAUGUGCAGCAAUGGAGGACGGCACUCACUGAAGCUUCGGAUCUCUCUGGCUUCACUUGCAAUCACCACAGGCAUGAAGCAGAGUUGAUCGAUGAAAUUAUAGAAGCAAUUUUUCCAAAUUUGAAUUAUAAUUGCUAUAGAGAUGAACUCAGAAGUCCUUUUAUCAGCAACAGAAAUUAUACCUCUGUUAAAUCCUUACUGAAAUUCAAGUUGGAGAAAAUUCUUGUGAUUGGAAUUUGGGGUAUGGGCAGUAUUGGUAAAACAACUAUUGCUACUACUCUUUUUCAUGAGUACUCUUCAGAGUACAAAGAUCAUUAUGAUGUGGCUGAUUCACAAAUUGCAACUGAUUUGAUUCAACUGCUUUGUAAUUGUUUAAAUUCUGGUAGUAGAAUCAUUUUGACAACAAGAGACAGAAAUGUGCUAUCAAGUGGAGGAGUUGAAGCAAUUCAUGAGGUGAAGGAAAUGAAUUUUGAAGACUCCCUUAAAGUUUUUAGCCAUAAUGCCUUUAAUGAUUCUCAUCCUAAAGAAGAUUAUUAUGAGCUAUCAACAAGAGUCGUAGCAGAUUAUGCCAAAGGAAUACCAUUAACAUUAAAAAUUCUGGGAUCAUUUUUUCGGGCUAUCAAAAGAAAAAGUGAAUGGGAGAGUGCAUUGAGAAAACUAAAAAAGUAUCCCAAUGCAGAUAUUCAGCAAGUGUUGAGACUGAGUUAUGAUGCAUUAGAUAAUGAUGAAAAAAACAUCCUUCUAGAUGUUGCAUGCUUUUUUCACAGGUAUAAAAUGGAAGAAGUAACAAGAAUAUUAAAUUCUUGUGGUUUCUUUGCAGACAUAGGAAUAAAAAGCCUAUUGGACAAGGCUCUUAUAAGUGUUGCUUCAGAUGAUUGCAUAAAAAUGCAUAGCUUGAUACAGAAAAUGUGUUGGAAAAUCAUUCAUGAAGAAUCUAACGAAAAUUGCGGUCAACAAACAAGACUGUGGAAUACCGAAGAAGUCUGCAAUAUAUUCCAACAUGAAAGAGAUAUUCAUGGAGUUGAAAGUAUGAUUGUGGAUAUGAAUGAAAUUACAAUAGAUCCACGUAUAAUCAUCAUUGCAUUAAGGAAGAUGCCAAAGUUAAGAUUGCUUGCUUUAAGAGGAAAUAUCAAUUUAGAUCUUGAAUGGAACAUAGUGUUUGUAAAGGAUUUUCAACUUUCGAAUGACUUAAGAAUGUAA
Arachis ipaensis is the source of this 1623-nucleotide messenger RNA. The record is from RefSeq and is a predicted model, not a curated record. Lineage: Eukaryota; Viridiplantae; Streptophyta; Magnoliopsida; Fabales; Fabaceae.